GCGCGUUACUGGACGCUCGUGACAGUCAGCUGAUCCUGAGCUGUUCAUCUCUUAUAAUCACCUUUCACGUUCAGUCUGAUAUAUUGUGUACUUUUAUUAAACACACAUGUAGCAUAUUCAUAUAGACAGUGUAUAUUAUAUGUUUUUGUUUCUGCGUGUGGUUAUAAUAAUUUGAUUUUAAUUAAUAAAGACUUUUAAAGAUGUCUGGACCGAACGGAGAUCCUGAUGUUUCAGUUGAUGAUGGAAUCGUUGAGGAUGAAGAUGAAGUCAAUGAAGAAGAAUACGCAGCGAUCGACUCCAUGCUGGACCAGAUCAACUCCUGCCUGGACGACAUCGAGGAGAGAAACGAGGCUCUGAACGGAAAGCUGCACGAGCUGCUGGAGUCCAACAGACAGGCUCGGAGAGACUUCGGAGGACAGCCGCAUCCUCCUCAUCCUCCUCCAGAUGAAGAGCCAGAGUCCACUGAAGACUAGAGGAACAAACCCGGCUGCUCAGCGCACCAGUAGUGUAGAAUAUGUGUGGAACUGUCUAAACUGUGCUGUAUUAGAUUAAAGCCUCUAACGGCUUAUUACUUUCAUAUGAUAUGCAAUAUGAAUAUGUGACAGAGUUAUUAUAGUGAACUAUAAAUAUAAAAGCUUUAGGCGUGCAACAAUACAGUUAGUCCACGGUUCAAUACGUACCUCGGGUUUUAACCACGGUUUUCGGUUCUGAUGGCUUGGCACACCACAAGUGUUUUUUUGCAACAAAUGAACAACAAAAAACUUUUCCUGUACACUGGAAAAAGCGUGGAUUAUUAUAUUUCCGCUUAACAUUUCUUUUGAGAGAGGUAUUAUUUUUCAGAUUUUUACCCAAAAUAGGAUGGAUUGGCCGUUAUUGAGCGCUAUAAACAUGUGCGUUUCAUUCAUACUGGACACCAGAGGGCGCUCUCGCCAGGAAAUCCACAUGCAUCACAGAAGUAACAGAACUGAUGAUGUUCCAGGAAAUCCCUAAUAUGCAUAAAGCGAUCGCUGUAACUGAAUACAGAUAUAAUGUUAAACAUUUUGAAUAAUGAUAUACUUUCUCUUUUGUUGGACAACAGGUUUGUUAUUACAAGGGAAGAUGCUCGGAGUGUGUUUCUUUUUCAAAUGUGUGAAAUUUGAAACGUGUGAAACGCAACAAAUUCUGAGAGAAAUAAAACACAGGGAUAUUAUUUAAAUGCAAAAAAAAAAAAACGCAAUUCAUAAGCGUGUAUUGAACCGUGGAUGUUGUACCGAACGGUUCGAUAUUAUAUUGAGAAUUGUGACAUCCCUAAAAAGCAUAAAACAUUUGUUACUUGAAAUAAAUUAUACUUGAAAUAAGAUCAAAUCUAAAAAUCAUUACCUACUUGCCAAGGCAUCAUUUCACAUUUAAAUUGUUUAACUUGAUUUGCUAAAAUAACCAAAAUAUAAAUAACAAACUAUACAGACAUUAAACGAAACGGACAAAAAAAAAAAAAAAAAAUUGAAAAACAAACAAAA
This is a messenger RNA of Onychostoma macrolepis, 1496 nucleotides long. It is a transcript of the gene bbln, whose product is annotated as bublin coiled coil protein. NCBI's taxonomy places the organism in Eukaryota, Metazoa, Chordata, Actinopteri, Cypriniformes, Cyprinidae. The transcript has 2 exons. The record is from RefSeq and is a predicted model, not a curated record. The coding region runs from base 201 to 473 and encodes 90 amino acids.